AUGAAGCUCUCGCUGUCUUUCGUUGCACUGGUUGCCUGCGCGAAUGCAACAUUUUCUCCUCUCGUCGAUGUCGAUACACGGUCUUUAAACGAUAUCUACACUGCGGCCAAGAAGGAGAAUGGAACUCUGCAAGUCUUCUGGGGAGGGGAUGCCGGAGCAGCGGGCGACGAAGUCCGAACGUCCUUCGCGAAGCGAUUCCCAGACGACAAGAUCAAUCUGACCGUAGAGCUGUCCAAGUAUCACGAUAACCAGAUCGAUCGAGGGUGGUAUGAGGGCAAGCAUGUUGCGGACGUUGCGUGGUUGCAGACGACGCACAACUAUCCUCGAUGGAAGCAGGAGGGCAAGCUGGUGAAUUAUAAGCCUCCUACGUUCAACGAUAUCUUGAAUGGCGAAAAGGACUUCGAUGGGGCUUGGAUGGCUGCUUCACUUUUUGGUUUCGGCCAGAUGGUCUACGACAGCUCCAAGAUCAACGCCUCUGAAGUGCCAACCUCAUACGCUUCCAUCACCGACCCGAAAUUCAAGGGCAAACUCAUCCUCACUUACCCCAACGACGAUGAUGCAAUCGCCUACCUCUUCAGCCUAAUCAUUGGCCGUUACGGCCAUGAAUGGCUCUACGCUCUCGCGAAGAACGACGUCCAAUGGGUUCGUGGCACUUAUACUCCAGCUGCACUUCUUACUCAGGGACACAACACCACCUCCAAACGCUCGCUCUCGUUCACAGCCUACAAUCUAGGAGUUCCUUUCCUCCUAUCGAAAGACAUCGAAGCCCCCGAGCAGAAGAUCUCCUGGGUGCAGGACAUCGCCAUUAUCAAAGGGACAAAGAUGCUCGAGUCGGCGAAGCUCUUAGUAGCGUGGUUGACGAGUGUCGAGAGGCAGAGCGAGCCGAAUUACUUUGGGUUUGCCAGCGUGUUGGAUAGUGUGAAUCGAAAGAAUGGGUUGACGCCGUAUCAGCAGAAUAACACGCAGGUGACGGGAUUUCGGUCGUGGGAGUUGAACCGGGCGAAUGUGGAGUUUUGGAAGACUACGUAUGAAGAGGUCUUGGGGACACCGCAGGGUUUGGGCCCGUUGCAGAUGUUUCCUAAUGCUGCUUGA
Zasmidium cellare ATCC 36951 is the source of this 1092-nucleotide messenger RNA. RefSeq lists its product as uncharacterized. The record is from RefSeq and is a predicted model, not a curated record. NCBI's taxonomy places the organism in Eukaryota, Fungi, Ascomycota, Dothideomycetes, Mycosphaerellales, Mycosphaerellaceae. The transcript has 3 exons. The coding region runs from base 1 to 1092 and encodes 363 amino acids.